GUGUGAGCUCGAGCACGCUCUGGAUGCACGCGCGGCGGCGCCUGUUUGUCAGUCUACUGGGGCGCGUUGCUCCCGGCGCCAGCGGGAGGGCAUGGGACACCUGAAAGCCUGCAUGGUCCGGUGCUGCUGGCAGUGGGGCGAAGGUCAAGCCGAACCCACAUCCGCCCUCCCAACUGGUCCACAGUGGAGCAGCAGAGUCCCUGGAGGGCUUGACACCUUCCCAGCAAUGGCGGAGAAGCGGCCCCUGGGGACCCUGGGUCCUGUCAUGUAUGGCAAGUUGCCCCGCCUGGAAGCCGAUUCAGGGCCUGGACACAGCCUGCCCCCCACUGCUGGCAGCCAGGAUCCCUGCAGCUACAAAGGAGCCUACUUCUCCUGCCCCAUGGGGGGCACCCCCAAGGCAGGGCCAGAGCGGCUGGCAUCAUGGACCCCAUACCCACCCCUGUACCCUGCCAGCAUGGCAGGACCCUCACUUCGAGCAGACAACCUGCUGACCAACUGCCUGCUCUACCGGCCACCGGUGGAAGGCUCUGAGAAGAUGCAGGACUCAGGCCCCGGGGAGCUCCUGCCUUUCAGCCCCCAGGCUCACCCAUACCCAGGCCCGCUGCUGGCAGCGCCCAAGCCCAUUUACCGCAGCCCCCUGUGCUAUGGGCUGCCCACUUGCCUGGGCGAGGGGCCAGUAAAGAGGCCUCUGGAUGUUGACUGGACCUUGGUACCUGGGUCCCUAUUGCCAUCAGCUGACCCUCCUUGUUCUCUUGCUUCUGGCAAGGGCCAGUCCCUUGAUGGUACCUUCUUGCGUGGGGUGCCAGCUGGGGGACCUGGCAAAGAUACCUCGUUAGGCUUCUCCCAGUGCCAGGCAUUCUUGGACAAAUAUCGGGCAGUCCACAACACAGGCUUCCUGGCCCCCAAGUACACAGCUCCUUACUCUGGGGACCCCAAGCAGGCAGUAUCGGAAGGGCCCUCCAAUCCAUGGGCCCAGCCCCUGGGGCCAUCCUUCCAGGAAACAGUGCCCACCCAUUACCCACUGCCGCCCCCUCCACAGGCCCUGCCUUGCUCCUCAGCCUGUCAUCGCCUGGGGAAGCAGGGUGGCUACAGCUCUGUACUCCCACUGCAGCCCUUGGGAGCCCACAAGGGGACCAGGUACCAGGCUGGUGGGCUGGGCAGCUCCUACCUGAGACAGCAGGCAUCCCAGACGCCCUAUAUACCCCCAUCGGGGCUGGAUACUUAUUCCUACCCUUCUGCCCCCAUCCCAGCCCCUUCACCAGGCCUCAAGCUGGAUCCUCCCCUUGCCCCUCAGUACCCACUGGACUUUGCCCCCCAGACACUCAGUUUUCCAUAUGUCCGGGACAAUCUCUCUCUCUGUGGAGCAUCCCCAGGACUGGGAAGCACACCAUCUCCCCAGAAUAGUGCACAGCCUGUGCCACAGCCCAGUGCCUUCCAGCGCGUAUGCCAGCCUCUGCCAGCUAGUCGGCUUUGCUCCAACCCUGUGAGGCCUACAGAGAAGCCAGCACAAGAAGCCGAAGAGAAGACGUGGCUGCCCAGCUGCAGGAAAGAGCAGCCCCAGCCCCGGAGUGAUGAGCACCUCGGGGGGCCCAUUAUUAUCCGGGACAGCCCCAUUCCCCGAACUCCACCAGCACUGCCACUGCGUGCGUGUGCCCAGGAGCACCAGUCUCUCCCACAGAAGGAGAAUGCUAGACCACCCAGUUCUCCGCCAAUGCCCAUCAUAGACAACGUCUUCAGCCUGGCCCCCUACCGUGACUACUUGGAUGCACAGACCCCUGAGGCCACAGCUGAGCCCACUGAAGUCAUAGCUGAGCUGGCUGAGGCCACAGCUACCAGCGAGAGCCAAGAUGAGGGUUGUAGGGGGGCCCUGCCUGCCACAGAGGGGUCCUCAGGGCCACCCUGCUCACUCCACGAGGAGGUUGCCUUGGACUUGAGUGUGAAGAGGGCUCUGGCAGAGACUGCCCCUGUCAAGUCCCCCAGCCCUGCGAUGCAGACCAACCCCGCUGCUGCAGCUGUGGAUGGGACAGCUGUAGGGACCACACUGUCAGGUUUGCCAGCCCUGAAAAGGAUGGUCACAGAAGUAUCUGGGACACCAGUGACCCCAGAGGCCAUGGCAAGGACCAGCUUCCCAGGAGCACCUCAGAUGCCAGUGACCACGGAGGGUACGCCAAGGACUAGCUUCCACAGCUCUGUGGCCUUCAUGUUCCGGAAGUUCAAGAUACUCCGCCCAGCACCCUUACCUGCAGCCAUGGACCCAUCCACACCCACCCCACCUCCAGCACCCCCUCAGCCCACUGAGUCCACUCCACCUCCUGUACCCAUGGGACUGCAGCUUCUUACCCAGCCCUUGCCAGUGGCCUGCUUCAGCCUGGCCCUACCUAGUCCUCCAGCCAUCGCUGUGGCCUCCCCAGCCCCUACCCCCAUUCCCACUCCUUCCCCUGCUCCUCCCCUACCCCCUACCUUUGGCCCAGCCCUUGCCCCUGCCCCUGCCCCUGCCCCUUCCUCUGCCCCUGCCUCUUUCUCUGCUCCUGCCCCAGCCCCAGUUUCCACAGGGGCCUCAGCAGACUCUACAGAGCAGCACUUUACAGGGCUGCACACAUCCCUGUGUGAUGCCAUCUCAGGCUCCGUGGCGCACUCUCCACCUGAGAAGCUUCGUGAAUGGAUGGACACGGCUGGGCCAUGGGGCCGGGCAGCGUGGCAGGACUGCCAGGUCGUACAAGGGCUGUUGGGCAGGCUGCUGUCUCAGCUGCAGAAGUUUGUGUGCACGCAGCAGUGUCCCUUCCCCCAUGUGGUACGGGCUGGUGCCAUCUUUGUGCCCAUCCACCUGGUGAAGGAGCGGCUCUUCCCAAGGCUGCCGCCCACUUCAGUAGACCACGUGCUACAGGAGCACCGUGUGGAGCUUCGGCCCACGACACUAUCAGAGGAGCGUGCACUGCGGGAGCACGCCCUGCAGGGCUGCACCUCACGCAUGCUGAAGCUGUUGGCCCUGCGCCAGCUGCCUGACAUCUACCCCGACCUGCUGGGCCUGCAGUGGCGUGACUGCAUCCGCCGCCAGCUGGGUGACCUUGGAACCAAGGCUGGAACUGUGUCCCUCUCAGAGCCCGUUGUGGCCAGAGAUGAGCCAGAGGGCCCAGCCCUGGCUCCGAAGUCACCAGUUCCCAAGGUCAGGAGACCAGGGAGGAAGCCACCAGGAAGCCCGGGCCCAGAGAAGACAGAGGCACCUGCUGAGAGAGCAUCGCAGGGUUCUUCCCCUGCUCCUGCUGCCAGUGCCAGCCCGCCAGGCCCCACCCUGAGGGCCCGCUUCCGAACCCUGCUGGAAACUGCCUGGCUCAAUGGCCUGGCACUGCCCACAUGGAGCCACAAGACUUCUGGACCCGACCGGGCCCCACCCUGCCCCCAGCUGCUAGGCAGCCAGAGCCAUCCCCUGUAGUGCUGGUCCGGAGUGUUGUUGGGGUGGCCGCCUGUCCUGUGAGCAUCCUCAGCCCUCACUGGGCUACCAGCUGGGCUGUGAGCUAUGAGCUUCUGAGCUGAAGGUUUUUACCAGGAAGGACUCCCUGCUGCUUCCUAGAAAAAGCCUGGCUGAUGUGUCCCUCACUGGUGACCUGGGCAGAAGCUCCACCUCUCUCCAGCCCUCAUUUCCUAUUUGUAAAAUAGGACGGCACAGCCUACCUCGAAGGGUUGUUGGGUGGCAUGACACCCAUGUGAUGGGGUCUCUAUCCCUGGCCCCAGACAAAUAGGAGGAGAAGUGGCAGAUCCUCCUGGGAGAAAGUCCCUGUGUCUCCAGACUUGGCUGUCUUCAAGUGGCACCUUGUAAAGUGUAGAUGACAUGCUUUUCCCCAGCACUGCAGCAGGGACACAGCUCAGCCUGCUGCUAGCGUCUUUCUGGGCCUGCUGCCCCUGAUCCAGGAGGCCCCAAGCCAGUCCCCAAUCGACAGUGACUUCCUGAGCUGCCUCCCCCACCUCAGGCCUUGUCCCAGGAAUGUUGUGUUUUCUGGAGUCUGCUGGACAGCUGCAGGGACUCAAGGACCAGAGCAGACAGGCCAAGUGGCAGCUGAGUCUCAAGAUCUGGACUGAGGACCCUGGUCCUCCCCACCACAGCAUUGUCAGCCAGGUCUGCUAUGAGCCACUGCCCUGGAGGGUGCUGGCCUGAGCUGGCAGGCUGGGCCCUUUUGCCUUAUUUAAGGGUUUGGGGUACACCUGAGAGCUGAGUUAUUAAAGCAUUUGAGUGGUUUUGGAGCUGGGGUCUGGCUGUGUGAGAGGUUGUGGGUUCUCAAGACUCCCCAGGGUCCUGGCUACUGUGAGCCUUAUAACCCAGUAACCGAUAGUGCUCACCACACCACAUGCCUUCCAGGACUGAGGUUGUGUCUGCCAGUCUGGAGCUGUCCCCUCCCCCAGAUACCCACCCUGUGGGCCCCUGUCCCAGGCAGCAGCAGUGACUGCCUGCAGGUUGCUUUCCCAGCCAUCCUCUUGGACCAAUGCCAAGGGUGUGUGAGCAGGGCCAGGACUUGGAGUGGAAGUUGCCUGAGGCUGAGUGGCCCCAGAGUUCUCUUCACACCCCACUGCUUUCUCAAUCCUCUCCCCCCUUCGUUUAUGCCUACAGAUGACAGCCUAAACUAACGUCCAGAAUGAACAGCAAUUUUUACGCCAUCUCAGUGCUCCCUACCUUUUCUAUACCGCAGAGGACCAGUGUGAGGGUCUUAGCAAGGUUGACAGCCCUUCUUCCUGCUGCCUCUGGCCUGAUAACCCUGGGCCCCUCGCGGGGUUGCAGGCAGCAGGGGUCACAGGGUUCCAGUAUUCUGGAACCUGGGGCAAGAGGAUGGCCAUGAGUUCGAGGCCAGCCUGAGCUACAUAGCGAGACCCUGUCUCAAAAAGACACAAAAAACAACAGAAGACUGAUGCGCCCUUUCCUGAAGACUGCUGUGGGCUCUGAAUAGCUCAGCCAGGAGAGAGCAAAGCCAGCUCUCCGAUGGUGUGUUGUUCUGGAUACCCCGCAGGCUGGCCAUUAGGGAACCCUGUGAGCCCCUGUGAGCAGGGACGGCUCAGGCAGAUCCACCCAGCCAGGCUUCAGUGGCUGUGAGCUCCGAGAUACUGGUCCAGGCAAUGCUGAAAAAAAUACCCUUGGCUGCAUCACAAGGAGCAGAGCUCUGAGAGAGGAAGGGGACAAACCUGAGGACUCCUGAAAGCAUCAAGAAGAAAGGUUCAUUGGCCACAUUCUUUGGAGGCAGGGGUCUGGCAGGGGAAGGCCAGGGAGACCAGGACACAGCGGAUCCAGAAUAACUCCUCCUUCCUUGACUGUCCCAGGGGUGGAGACAUAAGACUUCUGUUGAGGCCCUGGGCCAAUAGAAGCCCACCCGAGGGCAGGAGCCCUGAUCCUCCAGCCCUAAGUGGACACCCAGUGAUUCUAAUUACCUAAGAACUGAGCCAUCAGAGGAAGGAACUAAUGAAUGAUGGACAGAGACUCAGUGCUCCCCCUGGCGGAAUGACUUGGAGUGACACUGCACCCAAGGUGCCUUUGCCAGCCAGGGUUGCAACCAAGGCAGCAACAGGGCCUGGCGAUAGUGACAGGGACCAAGGAUUCCUAAUGCAGCCUU
Molecule: messenger RNA, 5591 nt
Organism: Fukomys damarensis (Damara mole-rat)
Lineage: Eukaryota; Metazoa; Chordata; Mammalia; Rodentia; Bathyergidae
Gene: Prmt2ip
Product: chromosome unknown C15orf39 homolog
Exons: 5
Coding region: 92-3430 (1112 amino acids)
Source: RefSeq, a predicted model, not a curated record